CCAGCGAGGAAUUGGUUGACUCGUUCAUGGCGACUCAUUUAAAAUAAUCAAAUCCUUCACCUAAAUCUCUGAUUAAGAAACGAUUAAAAGCAAACCUUUGAACCAAGUCUUCCAACUUACUCCUUAGAACAGGUAAAGCUCAAACUCCAUCAAUUUCAAAGUUGAAGAUAAGCUUUCAUGGCAAGAAUAAAACCUCAGGCUUUGUUAAUUCAAAGCAAAAUGCAGAAAAGGCCACCUCGGAUCGGUGUUGUUACGAUUCUCUUUUGCAGCUUGAUCGUUCUAUUGAUUUUAUCGUCUUUGAUUGCUACUUCCAGGCAUUGGUCUCAAAGAUCAAGGGAUCAAAUAGGAACUGGAUUGUCAAAUUAUGAGCAUGUUGAUGAGAUUGCAGAUUCAAAGAAGUAUGAUCUGCCUGGCUAUGUUGUUCUAAAUACAUCAAAAGGCUAUAUAACUAUAGAACUCUUCAAAGAUGGUUCUCCUGAGACUGUCGACAAAUUUCUUGACUUGUGUCAAAAGGGGCAUUUCAAGGGCAUGCCUUUCCACCACGUGAUAAAAAACUAUGUGAUUCUAGGAGGACAUUCACAAGAACUUGGAGGCAUUGAAGAUUGGACAUCAAAAACAAAGCUUCACAGGCGGCUCCCCAUAAGUCUAAAACAUGAAGCUUUUAUGGUUGGAACCACAAAGAUUAAAGAAGAUGGCAAGGCAUUUCAGCUUUUUAUCACAACUGCACCAAUACCGGAUUUAAACGAGAAACUAACUGUGUUCGGACGAGUCAUCAAGGGCGAAGAUGUGGUUCAGGAAAUUGAAGAGGUUGAUACCGAUAGACAUUACAGGCCUACAUCUCCUGAAGGGAUCAUCAAUGUGACACUGCGACAAGAAAUUUGAGGGUUUUCUUUUUAACCACUGUAAAGAUUUGUUUAUGUUCAUUGCUUUUGUAUAUUCGUCUAAACAUCAACGUCAAAAUAUAUUUUGAGCAUAUUCAUGUUUAACAAAUAUAUAUAUAUAUAUUUUGAGCA
Messenger RNA from Hibiscus syriacus, 1013 nucleotides. RefSeq names its product peptidyl-prolyl cis-trans isomerase CYP21-4-like. The coding region runs from base 178 to 882 and encodes 234 amino acids. The record is from RefSeq and is a predicted model, not a curated record. Gene Ontology annotation, biological process: protein peptidyl-prolyl isomerization. NCBI's taxonomy places the organism in Eukaryota, Viridiplantae, Streptophyta, Magnoliopsida, Malvales, Malvaceae. The transcript has 8 exons. Gene Ontology annotation, molecular function: peptidyl-prolyl cis-trans isomerase activity.